CAUCCUGGUUUGAUUGGAACGACGAAGAAGCUGUCCUAUUCCCAAACUGGGAAACUGGAAUCACCUGAUUAGAAAGUGGGAUAACUUCUUCAUACCAACUCCUAUGAGAUUUAUUCAACUUCCUGGUGUUUCUCCACCAUUUUAUGUAUCAAAAUCAAGCUUCUUACUGUUGAAAUGAGUUGAUCAAUAUGUGAGAAGAUGGCUUAAGGAGUUGGGAAUGAGAUUGUGUGAAGGCAAAGAGAAGGAGAGCUUGGGAGUGAUCAGGCCGUACAAGGCCGUACCGGCCGUACCAUCCGUACGGUCCGGAUCAAUCCACUACUCGACCAAGAAGGGGAGUUACCGCGUGAAAGAAGUAAACGGCCAAAGGGGUUUUACCUUAGAGGAUAUGACCGUUUGGAUGGAUAGAGUGACUGAGCCUUAUCCUCACAGGCUGGAACAGGCUGUAAAGGCAAAAGGAACCUAGUCCAAGAUGCCAAAAGCGUGUGACAGCUCCCAUUGGUUUACAUUUGAAUUAAAGCAAUCUUAUCCUUGACUUCAUAUGCUUAGUGCUCCUGAAUACCCUAAUGUCUCUCUCUAUAUAUGUUAAACUCUGUCUUGAUUAAUGGAUAACACGAGUUCAUCAUAAUCUCUCUCUAGUUCAUCAUGUUUCUCUUCUACAUUUCAUAAAUCAUCUCAUCUCACUUUAAUCUCUCUCUAAAUCUCUCAAUACCUGUUCAACUCUCUAAAAUCAUAUGGUAUCAGAGCCAGGUUGGCUUUGGUAUUGAGAUUUAGAGUGUUCUUCAGCUUCAGUUCAUACUCUUUCAUACUUUCUUUUCGGUUCUAACAAAACAAGAUGGAGGGAAACUACAAGGUCAUUACAGUUCCUGUUGCGUUGAAGGGUGGUAGUAACUACCUGUUGUUGUCAAGGCUGGUGAAGACAGCCAUUGGAAGGCUAGGGCUUUGGAGUCACAUCACGGAUGAUGCAGCCAAGCCAGUGGCUAAAGACGGAGAAGGAGGUGAAGGUGUUGGAGAUCAAGUUGCUGCUGCCGAGAAGAAGUGGAUUCAAGAAGACUUGAUGGUGCUUUCAGUGCUACAAGGGGCCCUUGAAGAGCAUCUCUUGGAGGCCUACAGCUACUGCGAGACUCCAAAACACCUGUGGGAGGUACUCCAAAAGACUUUUGGGAAUGUUACCAAUCUGAACCGUGUGUAUGAGAUCAAGAAAGCCAUCAACACACUGGUACAAGAUGGGGAGGAGUUCACCAAGCAUUGGGCAAGUAUAGAUCCUUCUGGUCUGAGCUUGAAUCGUUGAGACCAAGCACCACUGAUCAAGAGCUACUCAUGGAGAGGCGGGAGCAGGAUCAGGGUUUGGAUUGCUGUUGACACUGGAUCCUCCAUUCAAUGAUGUGAUCAUGCACAUGUUGAGGAUGCCGAGUCUCCCAUCUAUGGAGGAAGUGUGUGCGCAGAUUCAGAAGGAAGAGGGGUCACUUGGUUUGUUUGGAGGGAAAGGAGACAUGGCUCUGUCCAACAAGGCUGAAGCAAUCCAAGCAAACAAAUCCGCUUACCGUGGAGAGGAAAGGAAGUUCAGUGGAAACUGUGACCAUUGCAAGAAGCCGGGACACAAGAGGAGUCAGUGCUGGAUCCUACACCCCCAUCUGAAGCCGGCCAAGUUCAACAAGGACAGAGAGGGAAGAGCUCACCUUUUUGCAGAGACAAGUGAGGCCGGCGCAUCAGGAGCUGGUUCAUCUGGUCUUGCGGGUGAAAGUGAAGGAAGAGCCUUAACCUCUCACCACCAAGGAGCCGUGAAGAACAUGGAUCAUGAGGUGAUCAAGAAGUCAGACAUUGAUGCCUUGAUCAAAGCCCUUAAAGAGUCUGGUAACACCCUCGGAAACACCCUUGGUUAUUCCUAUACUGCUCAUGUGUUGCCUAGAACUUGUGAUAACUUGCUAGAAAACUUUGAUAGGAUGAGAACUGAACCGGAUAGUUAUAAAACCUUUACUGCUGAUAGGAUAUGUAGAAAUGAAUCCACAUUGCUUGAUCUCAUUGAUAAAUUGAAACUGAUAAAAGAACCACCUAGGAAUCAUAUUGCUCAAGGAAUAAAACUAUUGAUUAUUGAUUCAGGUGCUUCACAUCAUAUGAUAAGUGAUGAUAGUCUUAUAAAGAAUAUAGAACCGGCUCAUGGACAUGUAUAUGAACUUUAG
Molecule: messenger RNA, 2177 nt
Organism: Brassica rapa (field mustard)
Lineage: Eukaryota; Viridiplantae; Streptophyta; Magnoliopsida; Brassicales; Brassicaceae
Source: RefSeq, a predicted model, not a curated record